Messenger RNA from Fundulus heteroclitus (mummichog), 2284 nucleotides. It is a transcript of the gene bmal1a, whose product is annotated as aryl hydrocarbon receptor nuclear translocator-like 1a. Gene Ontology annotation, biological process: regulation of transcription by RNA polymerase II; circadian rhythm. The transcript is spliced from 19 exons. Bases 217 to 2133 code for a protein of 638 amino acids. Gene Ontology annotation, cellular component: transcription regulator complex; aryl hydrocarbon receptor complex; nucleus. NCBI's taxonomy places the organism in Eukaryota, Metazoa, Chordata, Actinopteri, Cyprinodontiformes, Fundulidae. Gene Ontology annotation, molecular function: DNA-binding transcription factor activity, RNA polymerase II-specific; protein dimerization activity; RNA polymerase II cis-regulatory region sequence-specific DNA binding. The record is from RefSeq and is a predicted model, not a curated record.
CUUUUCCUCUUUUCAGAGGCAGACGGGUCAGACCAGCUGUUUAAGGAUCAGGUCAUAUUAAGGCAAACCGCAUCAAAGCGGAUGAAACUAGGUCAGACUGAAUCAAACCCGACUCGGAGCAGAUCAAAACGGAGCGGACCAGACUGAUCCAGGCGACACCAGGCGCGUCCAGGAAGCCUGUUCAAGUUUCCUUUCCAGUUGAGGGCUCAAGAGUGGAUGGAAGGAGAUGAUUUUAAUACAGAGGCUGUGAUGAACAUCUGUGAUGACCUGAUGGCAGACCAGCGGAUGGACAUCUCGUCUACAAUGACUGACUUCAUGUCCCCCAGUUCCACUGACCUCAUCUCCAGCUCCAUCAGCACGCCUGGCAUGGACUACAACCGCAAGAGGAAAGGCAGCAGUACAGACUACCAAAUUGAUGGCUUCUCAUUUGACGACAUGGAUCCAGAUAAGGAUAAACUGGGCAGUGACCACCAGGGCAGGAUCAAGAAUGCAAGAGAGGCUCACAGCCAGAUCGAGAAACGUCGGAGGGACAAGAUGAACAGCUUCAUCGACGAGCUGGCGUCUCUCGUCCCCACCUGUAAUGCGAUGUCCCGCAAACUGGAUAAGCUAACGGUCCUGCGUAUGGCGGUCCAGCACAUGAAAACACUCAGAGGCGCCGCUAACCCAUACACAGAGGCAAACUACAAACCUUCUUUUCUCUCAGAUGAUGAACUGAAGCAUCUGAUACUAAGGGCUGCUGAUGGUUUCCUGUUUGUGGUCGGGUGUGACCGUGGCAAAAUCCUCUUUGUUUCCGAAUCCGUGUACAAGAUUCUGAACUACAGCCAGAAUGACCUGAUAGGUCAGAGUCUGUUCGACUACCUUCACCCCAAGGACAUCGCUAAAGUCAAAGAGCAGCUGUCGUCCUCGGAUACAGCCCCACGGGAGAGACUUAUUGACGCUAAAACCGGUCUUCCCGUGAAGACGGACAUCACCCCCGGUCCAUCUCGACUCUGUUCUGGAGCCAGACGGUCGUUUUUCUGCAGGAUGAAGUGCAACAGACCGUCUGUUAAAGUAGAAGAUAAAGACUUCCCCUCCACUUGUUCCAAGAAGAAAGCCGACCGGAAGAGCUUCUGCACCAUCCACAGCACAGGGUACCUGAAGAGCUGGCCGCCCACUAAGAUGGGCCUGGACGAGGACAACGAGCCAGACAACGAGGGCUGCAACCUGAGCUGCCUGGUGGCCAUCGGCCGCCUCCACCCCCACAUCGUCGCCCAGCCCAGCCCGGCGGACAUCAGGGUGAAGCCCACAGAAUACGUCUCCAGACACGCCAUCGAUGGCAAGUUUGUCUUCGUCGACCAGAGAGCAACGGCUAUCCUCACCUACCUGCCCCAAGAGCUGCUAGGAACCUCCUUCUAUGAGUAUUUUCACCAGGACGACAUCAGCCACCUGGCCGAGUGUCACAGACAAGUGCUGCAGAUGAGAGAAAAGAUCAACACCAACUGUUACAAGUUCAAAAUCAAAGAUGGCUCCUUCAUAACGUUGAGGAGCAGAUGGUUCAGCUUCAUGAACCCCUGGACCAAGGAGGUGGAGUACAUCGUGUCUACGAACACUGUCGUAUCGUGUCCAAUGAUGGAAGGAUCUGAUUACCCUCAGUCUGCUGCAUCUCCGCAGAGUAUGGACAGCGUUCUGACCUCAGAGGGCGGGGGGAGACGGGCUCUGCAGACUGUUCCCGGCAUCCCAGGCGGCACGAGAGCGGGCGCCGGGAAGAUCGGCCGCAUGAUAGCCGAGGAGGUGAUGGAGAUUCAGAGGAUUCGAGGCUCGUCCCCCUCCAGCUGUGGCUCCAGCCCUCUGAAUAUAACCAGCACCCCUCCACCUGACACCUGCUCACCGGGGGGCAAGAAGAUCCAGAACGGCGGGACGUCCGAUCUGCCGAGCCAAGGGAUCAUUCCUGGACCCGACUCUGUAGGCUACCCUUACUCCAACCAGUCCAUCAUGAGCGAUAAUUCCCACCUGGGCAUAGACAUUAUGGACGAGCCCGGUUCCAGCAGCCCCAGCAACGACGAGGCGGCCAUGGCGGUCAUCAUGUCCCUGCUUGAGGCCGACGCCGGCCUGGGCGGCCCCGUCGACUUCAGCGACCUGCCCUGGCCUCUGUGAGGAAUCUGGGAGGGAAGAUCUGGAGCCACUGAUGGAGAGAGUUUGGUCAUCCUGUUUUUUUUUUUUUUUUGUUUCCCCCCUGGAUCUCCUGUUUUCUGCCAUCUGUACACAACUACACUGAAAAAAGAAAAAAACUUGCCGCCUUGAAAAA